This is a messenger RNA of Striga hermonthica, 795 nucleotides long. The record is from the annotation of a GenBank genome assembly. NCBI's taxonomy places the organism in Eukaryota, Viridiplantae, Streptophyta, Magnoliopsida, Lamiales, Orobanchaceae.
AUGGCAUCAAUGGCCGCCGCCGCCAGCUCCACCGCCGUUCUCCGGGCAACUCCGUUUUUGGGCCAAACCAAGAAUUACAAUCCCUUUAAAGAUAUCCCCACUGGAAAGGGCAAAUUCACUAUGAGUAAGAAUUUGUGGUACGGUCCGGACCGGGUCAAGUAUUUGGGCCCAUUUUCAGCCCAGACUCCGUCUUACCUGACCGGAGAAUUCCCCGGUGACUACGGCUGGGACACGGCUGGAUUGUCGGCUGAUCCCGAGGCCUUUGCUAAAAACAGGGCUCUUGAGGUGAUCCACGGGAGGUGGGCCAUGCUCGGAGCCCUCGGGUGCAUAACCCCAGAAGUCCUCCAGAAAUGGGUCAACGUCGACUUCAAGGAGCCCGUUUGGUUUAAGGCCGGGGCCCAAAUAUUCUCGGAGGGUGGACUCGAUUACUUGGGCAACCCAAACUUGGUCCAUGCACAAAGCAUACUCGCGGUCCUCGGUUUUCAAGUCGUGCUUAUGGGGCUUGUCGAAGGGUUCCGAAUCAACGGCUUGGAUGGGGUUGGGGAAGGCAACGAUCUCUACCCGGGCGGGCAAUAUUUUGACCCGUUGGGCCUGGCGGAUGACCCGGUUACAUUUGCCGAGCUCAAGGUGAAGGAAAUCAAGAACGGGCGGCUGGCCAUGUUCUCGAUGUUCGGGUUUUUCGUGCAGGCGAUUGUUACGGGGAAAGGGCCUUUGGAGAACUUGUUGGACCAUCUUGAUAACCCAGUUGCUAAUAAUGCUUGGGUAUAUGCCACCAAAUUUGUGCCUGGAUCAUAA